CAAACAAUCAGAAGUUGUGCUACUUCAGACUCUGUACCUAGUUUACCGGAUAGUGCGUUAGUUAUAUUCAUUUUUUGAAUGAAGGGAACAGAUUUUCUGGUAUUCUGAGCGUUGUGUGGUUAGUCUGGGUGAGCAUGGAGGAGUAUAAUAGACACUCUGCAGGUGUAUCGUGGUUUACAACCGUCGUACAAUUCCUUCCUUGUCGCUGAGUGUGCAUAUUACACUGCACAGCCAAAAUGCCCGGGAGUGAAGCUUUGACCAAAUCUCUGCAGGACGGUUUGGCAAAGUUUUUCCACUUCUACAGUCGACUGGACACAGAGGAACUUGUCAAUGACGAGGAGACUGAGGAAAAUACGAAUUCGAAGAGAGAAAAAACGCAAGAGUUCAACAAGGUAGACCAGAGAGACUUGGAGGACGAAGAUGUGGUUAUAUUUGACCGAACGUGGUACGUCACACGGCCGUCAGGACGACGUGAUGGUGACGUCGACCCUCUGGUGAUGACGUUACGUCCAGCCGGACAGACCGACGUCACCAGGACGCUGAGACAUCUGAGAGGGUUGGUCACGUGCUGUCCUCUCCUUGGAUGGAUCACAACUGUAAGCGUUAAACGUUUGACUAAGGCCACAGCAAACCUGCCCUGUCCUGUGUACCUGUCGGCGGAGAGGGCAUGA
Branchiostoma belcheri (Belcher's lancelet) is the source of this 671-nucleotide messenger RNA. RefSeq lists its product as uncharacterized. The transcript has 3 exons. The record is from RefSeq and is a predicted model, not a curated record. NCBI's taxonomy places the organism in Eukaryota, Metazoa, Chordata, Leptocardii, Amphioxiformes, Branchiostomatidae. The coding region runs from base 237 to 671 and encodes 144 amino acids.